Messenger RNA from Malania oleifera, 2717 nucleotides. RefSeq lists its product as uncharacterized. Lineage: Eukaryota; Viridiplantae; Streptophyta; Magnoliopsida; Santalales; Ximeniaceae. Gene Ontology annotation, cellular component: eukaryotic translation initiation factor 2B complex. The coding region runs from base 37 to 2394 and encodes 785 amino acids. Gene Ontology annotation, molecular function: guanyl-nucleotide exchange factor activity; translation initiation factor binding; translation initiation factor activity. The transcript is spliced from 15 exons. Gene Ontology annotation, biological process: biosynthetic process. The record is from RefSeq and is a predicted model, not a curated record.
AACUUUGUUUUUUAUUGAUCACCAUUUCAUUUUUCUAUGUGUGUAUACAAUAUAGAGUUUUGGCUUGAGCAUUUCCGUUUCAGAGACGGGGUUCUUCUGCAGGAGGGUUUUUGUGGGUUUUCUUGCAGUGGUGGUGUUUGGUGUUUUGGUACACUUGCAUUCUUUGGUUUUUCCUGUUCUGCGACGGCGACAGGGGGAGUGAAGGAGCAAAUGGGUCAGAGAAAAGGAGGAGCUAGGGUUUCGGAAGACCCAGACGAUCUAGCUCGCAUACCAUUGCAGGCCAUUCUUUUGGCUGAUAGCUUCGCGCAGAAGUUCCGCCCCAUUACUCUCGAACGCCCCAAAGUUCUAUUGCCAUUGGUUAAUUUACCUAUGAUUGAUUACACCUUGUCAUGGCUUGAGUCUGCUGGGGUGGAAGAAGUUUUUGUCUUUUGUUGUGCACAUUCAAAGCAAGUGAUUGAUUAUUUGGAGGCUUCCCAAUGGUUUUAUCAACCAAACUUUUCGGUUACAACAAUAGAAUCCCAUGAUUCAAUUAGUGCUGGAGAUGCUCUACGGUUAAUUUAUGAGCGGCACGUGAUACAUGGAGAUUUUGUCCUUAUUACUGGUGAUACAGUCAGCAACAUGUCGCUGACACAGGCACUUCAAGAACACAAAGAGAGAAGGAAAAAAGAUAGUAAUGCUGUAAUGACAAUGGUUAUUAAACAGUCAAAGCCUUCUCCUGUAACUCACCAAUCACGACUUGGUACUGAUGAGCUGUUUAUGGCAAUUGAUCCUCAAUCAAAGCAGCUUUUAAGUUAUGAUGAUAAGGCAGACUAUUUAAAAGGGACUCUAUCUCUUGACAAGACAUUGCUAUCGGAUAAUGCUUCUAUAUCUCUGCACAAUGACAUGCAGGAUUGCUAUAUUGAUAUUUGUUCCACGGAAGUCCUUAGUCUUUUCACUGAUAAUUUUGACUAUCAACAUCUACGUCGCCAUUUUGUCAAGGGAUUGCUUCUUGAUGAUAUUAUGGGUUACAAAAUUUUCACUUAUGAAAUUCGCUCAAGUUAUGCGGCUAGGAUUGAUAACUUCCGUAGCUAUGACACUGUUAGCAAGGAUAUAAUCCAGAGAUGGACAUAUCCAUUGGUGCCUGAUGUUCAGUUUUUUGGAAAUUGUGCGACUAAACUUGAAAGACAGGCGAUGUACCGAGCAUCGGAGAUAGAGCAAUCGCAAUCUGCGCAUAUUGGUCCUUUCACUGUCAUUGGGAAUGGCACCACUAUUGGUAAUGAUACUAGAAUUUCAAGUUCAGUUGUUGGAGGAGGGUGUACCAUUGGGUCCAAUGUGUCAAUUGAAGGUUCCUACAUUUGGAAUAAUGUAACUAUUGAGGAUGGCUGCAAGCUGCGACAUGCAAUAGUAUGUGAUGGUGUGAUAGUAAAAAAGGGUGCUGUUUUGGAACCAGGUGUGAUUUUGUCUUUCAAGGUUGUUGUUGGACAAAAAUUUAUUGUUCCUGCUUACUCAAAGGUAUCUUUGCUUCAGCAGCCGACCAAGCAAGACAGUGACGAGGAGCUGGAGUAUGCUGAACCUAGCACCGGGAUCGUUGAGUCUGCAAUUAUUACUAGUGGACCGGAAAAGCUCAAUGAAGAAUUUUCAUCUAAUUCAUCUGAUCCACAGUGCUGGGCUAGAUCCGAGGUUGGUGCUGGGGGAACUGGUUUCAUUUGGUCAUUUUGUGAAGGAGGGAAUGAUGAGGAAUGGAGGCAUUCAGUUGCGCCCAUUCCUGCAGAUAAAAUUGCUGAAGUUAUUGAAGCUACCGGGGAUGACCAGGAGACAUUCACUCAAGAUGGCAACGUUCUCCUGCCUUCAGAAGAACAUUAUUCUGAAGAUGAUGAUAAUGAUGAUUCUGUCUACUUUGAGAAAGAGGUUGAAGCAACUUUCCUGAGGGCUGUUCACGAAAAUGUAAUGGAAGAUAAUGUGAUUUUAGAAGUGAACUCACUGAGGUUAUCAUACAAUAUGACAUCUGUGGAUUGUGCUAGUGCAAUAUUUUACUCAGUGAUGAAAUUGGCUUUAGAAGCACUGCAUACUUCAACGAAAGAAUUGCAUAGAAACGUUGGGGAUGUUAUCACUAGAUGGCAGAAACUUUUGAAGUAUUACCUACCUGGCUUAGAUGAGCAGAUUGAGGCUAUAUUGAAAUUUGAAGAGAUGUGUUUGGAAUCUGCAAAGGAAUUCUCCCCAUUAUUUUCAGCGAUAUUGCAUCUUUUGUAUGAGAAAGAUUUUUUAGAAGAAGAUGCUAUUCUCCGCUGGGCACUUGAAAAAGAGGGGGCAGAUGAAACAGAUAAAGUUUUCGUUAAGCAGUCAGAAGCAUUUAUCCAAUGGCUUAAGAAUGCAUCCGAAGAAGAAGAAGAAGAAGACGAAGAAGUAGAAGAUUGAUAAGAGAAGGGACUUCAACAAAAGUAGGUGUAGGCUGUUGGAUAUUGAAAGUGAAUAUACAUAUAGUCAUCAUCAUGGAACAUUGUAAAUACAGUGUAUCAUUAUUCUCUGUAGCCUGUAGUGGAAUAUCUGGGGAAGGGGCUUUGUUCUUGUUUUCCAAAAUUUUGAUUUGCACUUUCUUGAACGGCACACUUGAUAAUGUGAGGUCAUUUAUUUUUAACUUUUUUCUAUUCAAAAAUCAUUAAUUAAUAGCAGUUAGGAAUUAUUGGUUAUAAACCAUGGGACAUUAUCUUGUUUAUUACAAUGAAGAAUACUAUUUAUUA